Messenger RNA from Cajanus cajan (pigeon pea), 3077 nucleotides. RefSeq names its product putative serine/threonine-protein kinase WNK4. Gene Ontology annotation, molecular function: ATP binding; protein kinase activity. Gene Ontology annotation, biological process: protein phosphorylation. NCBI's taxonomy places the organism in Eukaryota, Viridiplantae, Streptophyta, Magnoliopsida, Fabales, Fabaceae. The record is from RefSeq and is a predicted model, not a curated record.
AGGCCUGAACAACACCAAACAUCAUCACCUCCACAAAUUCAUUCCUUUAUGUAAUUCUUCCCCCCCUGCAUCAUCUAACUCUGUUUGCACCUUCUUCCUCUGUUUUCCUCUGCCCUUCCCCUGUUUCCCACCAAUGAUUACAACAAAGCGGGUCCACGGAUUCUUCAAGUUCCGUGCCUUAGUGCUUUCCCUUAUCUAUACCAACCAUUCUUUGUGCCUUGUGAAUGCCCAAAACUAACCCUCUCUUCAACCCUUAUCUGCCACAAAUUCCCUGCAAAGUCCCUCAAACAAAAAGGAGUAUUUUGACACCAACCUGUCACUUUCCUUGUUAAAUAGUACCUUCUUAUUCUCCCAUCCAAUCACACCUUGCACCACUUUCUUUCUCUCCCUGCAACUUUCGUUUUCAAAUAGAACAAGAAACGAGAAAAAAUCAAAUGGUUGCCAAGGACUAUAACCACUUAACAUGUACGGUUGUGAACAUGGGCAAAAUGAUGCAGAGCAUUGACUAUUCUACACUUUUCUGGCUAUUUUUUGGGGUCUUCUCACACGUAAACCAUGAAGGAAAGCCUCGAAUUUAGGAUAAUAAAAUAACAAAGUUGUUCUGCUUUUAAUUUUUCACCUUUUUUUUUCUCUGCAUCAUUAAGUUGCAGCGUGGAAGAUAUAGUGUUUCAGCAAAUAUAAGAGGUGGUUGUUUAAGGUUGUGCUUAUAGAUAAUAAUAAAACAUGUAUUGCAAGAGAGAGCACAAGGAAGAUGGAAAGGGAGAGCAUGGUUAUGUGGAAACCGACCCAACUGGUCGCUAUGGCAGGUUUGGAGAUGUUCUUGGAAAAGGAGCAAUGAAGACAGUGUACAAAGCAAUUGAUGAAGUUCUUGGAAUUGAGGUAGCAUGGAAUCAGGUCAGACUCAAUGAGGCACUUCGCACACCGGACGAUUUGCAGCGGCUUUACUCAGAGGUUCAUCUCCUCAGUACCCUCAAGCACCAGUCCAUCAUAAGAUUCUACACUUCUUGGAUUGAUGUUGAUAACAAGGCCUUCAACUUUGUCACAGAAUUGUUCACAUCAGGGUCACUGAGAGAAUACAGGAAGAAAUAUAAGCGGGUAAGCAUACAAGCUAUAAAACAUUGGGCACGCCAAAUCUUGCAAGGUCUUGUUUAUCUACAUUGCCAUGAUCCACCUGUGAUCCAUAGGGACCUCAAAUGUGAUAACAUAUUUGUCAAUGGUCAUCUUGGACAAGUAAAAAUUGGUGACCUGGGACUGGCUGCAAUUCUCCGUGGUUCCCAAUCAGCACACAGUGUCAUAGGCACACCCGAGUUUAUGGCACCAGAAUUGUACGAGGAAGAAUACAAUGAACUAGCUGAUGUAUACUCAUUUGGCAUGUGUGUGUUGGAAAUGCUUACAUCUGAAUAUCCAUAUAGUGAAUGUUCUAAUCCAGCACAAAUCUACAAGAAAGUGACAUCGGGGAAACUACCAUUGGCUUUUUUCCGGAUUGAAGACAUGGAAGCACAAAUGUUUAUUGGAAAAUGCUUACUACCUGCAGCAAAUAGACCAUCUGCUAAAGAAUUGUUGCUUGACCCUUUUCUUGUGUCUGAUGAUUCAACAUCCACGAUUAAGUUUGCAAUUCAGAAGCCAUUUUUGAAUGCCAGUGAGAUGGAGAAACUGCAAUUAAGUGAUAAUCUUCCUAGGACUGGAAUGAAAGUGAUAGGGAAGCUGAAUCCUGAAGAUGAUACUAUCUUUCUCAAAGUGCAAAUUUCUGACAAGGAUGGUUCAGUUAGGAAUGUAUUCUUUCCCUUUGACAUUUUCAAUGACACCCCUAUUGAUGUUGCAACUGAGAUGGUGAAAGAAUUGGAGAUUGCUGAUUGGGAGCCUUUUGAGAUUGCAAAUAUGAUUGAUAGAGAGAUAUCUGCACUGCUACCUCACAGGAGGGAAAGUGACACAUUCAGUUAUCUAGAUGAUGAUGAUGGACCUCAUCAUCAUUUCCGCUCCUUCUCUUCUAGUUCAUCAUUCAAAGAAUCAAUGUCAGAUUUAGUCAGCAAAGCUGAGGAAAUAUCAAGUGGAUAUUAUUGGCUCCAUGAUGAAUUGCAUGAUGAUACUAGUUCACAAUGUUCUUCACAAGGGACAUAUUCCAACUUGAAUUACUAUUCUGUGGAUGAUCAAGAGUACAACGUGUCUUCUAGAAAAGAUAAUAAACUUCCAAUCAUAAAGAGUCACAAGGGCAAAAUGGUUUCCCCAGGCGAAGACUUCAGCAAUUUCAGCCAGUGUAAAGGCAUGGUUGGAUCACACAUUCCUUUUACUUGUAAAAGUAAGAUGACGACAAAAAAUCACAGAUUAACAAGGAACAGAUCCUUAAUUGAUUUACGGAGCCAGCUAUUACAUCGAUCUCUGGUUGAAGAGAUAAACAAAAGAAGAUUAUUCAAGACAGUUGGUGCUGUGGAAAAUAUUGGAUUUCAGGCACCUUGUGAUGUUACCACAAAAAGGUCACAACCUGCAUGUGCUGCUUCAAAUGAGAACUCUCAAAGGAGUGGCAAGGGAGAAAAAAUUAAGAGAUAAUAAAAAGAAACAUUUACAAACGAGUGUCUCUUGAACAUUGAAAAAUAAGAUGUAAUGCGUACGUAGUCUUCAAUGUGUUAUAUCCAUGAGAAAAUAUGAUGUGGUUGAUUUCAUUUGGGGUAAUUAGAUUUCCAAAGUAGAAAAUAUUAAUAUUAAAGUUUGGUGGCCACUAAGAUAGGCAAAUAAUUGAACUGUUUGGGAGUUAGGCUCAAAUGAAUGUGAUUAUGUGUAUAGAUGUACAUGGAGUGUGCUGAACAAAAGUAAAUGAUUUUUUGGCGAUGAAGAAAGUCUUCUCAAGGAAGCUGGACCAACAUGUUAUAAUAUUUCUAUUCCGUGGAUGAAAAUGAAAGUAUAAGUGGUGCAGCUGUCAACAAGGAUUAAGAUCCACGAUGCUAGUGGUUUGUUUUACUAGUUUCUUUCCCAUUUUUGGAACGUACACCGAUUUGCACGUUGUUAAAUAUGACUGUAUGUUAGCCCUUUGUUGUCAGUUAUCAAGAUUUAAAGAGCCAUGAGGCUGGAAUUUUUAUUUUUUA